GAUUGACAAAUCAAACCCUAUUUUAAGUGUGUGAGAUAAGGCUGUCAAUAGGAGUUGAUGGUGGAGAGGUGAGGAGGACAGACUUUGGACCCCCUUCACUUCUUCGUCUUGUUCGCCGCCGGCUGUAGCUUCGGUUUUUAUUUCUCUUCUCUCAUGAAUAACAUGAAGAUUGAUUUUGCCCCCCUGGAAAUCCCCCUGCAGAGGAGACUGCAGACGGCUGCAGUGGCGCAGUGGGUCUUCUCCUUCAUUGCCCUGGCACCCCUCUGCAUCUUCCUCUUCAUCUUCCUGCUGUUCACUCGCUUCUGGCUGAUCAGUGUGCUGUACGCCGUCUGGUGGUUCUAUGACUAUGACACCCCAGCACGUGGGGGCCAGAGGGUGCCCUUCUUGUGUGGCCUUAAAAUUUGGGACUACAUGAGAGAUUACUUCCCCGUCAAGUUGGUGAAGACAGCUGAUCUGGAUCCGAGGGAAAACUACGUCCUGGGCUUCCAUCCUCAUGGCGUGCUGGUGGCAGGGGCCUUUACCAACUUCUGCACCUAUGCCACCGGCUUCAGAGAGCUGUUUCCUGGCCUCACCAGCUACAUGCUCAUGUUGCCCCUUUGGUUCAGAUCCCCAUUCUUCAGGAACUACAUCAUGUGUGCUGGUCUGAUUCCUUCUGACAAAGAGAGUGCCAGCUACCCACUCCGCAAAAGAGGAGUCGGCAAUGCUGUGGUAAUAGCAGUUGGUGGGGCCCCAGAGGCCCUUGAUGCCCACCCUGGGACCUACAAUGUACUCUUGGCUCAAAAGAAAGGCUUCAUCAAAAUGGCGAUGGAGAACGGAGCUCAUCUGGUGCCAGUAUUCUCCUUUGGAGAAAAUGAAGUGUUUGAUCAAGUGGAUAACAAAAGAGGAACCUGGCUUCGAUGGACACAGGAGCGCCUGCAAAGCAUCAUGGGUAUCUCCCUUCCUCUCUUCCAUGCGCGUGGCAUAUUCCAGUACUCCUUUGGUCUCAUGCCCUACAGGAGACCCAUCCAUACAGUAGUCGGAAGGGCAAUUCAGGUUCAGAGGAACGAGAAGCCAACUGCAGAAGAACUCGAUGCCGUCCACCAGCUUUACAUGGACGAGCUCAGCAAGCUGUUUGACGAGCACAAGGAAAACUAUGGCGUGGACAAGGACACACACCUGAAUUUUGUCUAAACUUAACUGACAUUGGAGUGAAUUUAAAUGUAUAUUUAUUUGUAAAGAUUUGGUAGACAUGACUUUACACUCAAUUGGCCUGUAAAGUAAAGAUAAAUCAGCUUUGGGUCUAAGAAGACACACUGCUGUAUUCGUUAAUAUAAGGGAGGACACUAACCUUAUAACUGAAACAUUGACUUUAAUUAAAUGUGUUAUGUCAACAGAUUUCACAGAACUGGUUGGUUAGUUGAAAGAAAUUAUAUAGAUUAAAUAAUAGGCUCAACUUAAUAUUAUUGCUUUCAACUAACCUAAUACAGUUGUGUGAAAUUUGUCGACAUAAUACAUUUAAUUAAUGUCAACGUUUCAGUUUCUUCAGUGUCUAGAAACGUGAAAUAGAAAUGAUUAUAUCUCCAUAACUGAGACCUGGCUGUUCAUUCAGAGGAUUUAAGGCCAGUGUGGGAAAGGGUUUGGGUGACACAAGUUUCCCUCACCACCUCCCAGUGGGGGUUCUGUCUGGGUUUUGGAUUUUGUGCAAGACUUUCUUAAACAAAGUCAUAGUGUGGAUUUGGGUUGCAACAAUAUUUAAAGAAACAGUCAUUAAUAAUUUGGGGAUUUUGUAUCUAUCCAUGUUCUAAAAACAAGGAAAACAAAAACCUUUUAUACACCUCUUAACUGAAUUUCAUUAUAUUUAGUUUGUUAUAUUUUGCCCUUGAAACAUUUAUGUGUACUUAUGUUUGUCUACUCAACUUUUAAGUGGCAAAUAUUGUACUUUUGACUGUACUACAUUUGUAUUUGAGUUAUAGUUACUACGUAGGUUUCAGAUUGAGAUUUAAAAUCAGAAAGUAUUUGAUAAUAAACCUGAGAUCCCAAAUAUCUUUGGACUGAAUACAGCUGUGGUCCGUUGAAACAUUGAACGUGUCUUUGAGUUGUAACAGUUCCAUCACAGAUAAACAUCACUGAUUGUUUUAUUCAAUGACAUUUUGUGGCCCAAUUAAAAUAAAACAGUUUAAUCAUGCUUUAA
Messenger RNA from Eleginops maclovinus (Patagonian blennie), 2170 nucleotides. RefSeq names its product monoacylglycerol O-acyltransferase 2 (gene mogat2). Gene Ontology annotation, molecular function: diacylglycerol O-acyltransferase activity; 2-acylglycerol O-acyltransferase activity. The transcript has 6 exons. Gene Ontology annotation, biological process: triglyceride biosynthetic process; diacylglycerol biosynthetic process. Lineage: Eukaryota; Metazoa; Chordata; Actinopteri; Perciformes; Eleginopidae. Gene Ontology annotation, cellular component: endoplasmic reticulum membrane. The coding region runs from base 154 to 1170 and encodes 338 amino acids. The record is from RefSeq and is a predicted model, not a curated record.